ACCUUUCCUGGAACUCACUUGGUAGCCCAGGCUGGCCUCGAACUCACAGAGAUCCGCCUGGCUCUGCCUCCUGAGUGCUGGGAUUAAAGGCGUGCGCCACCACCGCCCGGCCAAAAGGAAAGGUUUUGACUCUAACAUAAUAAAACUAUAAACAACAAGAACAAUUAUCAGGCAAGAAUUACAUUUAUAACGUCCAGUCCAUUUGUAUUCAGAAAAAAAUACUCCAUUAUUUACUCUAUCUUGAUAAGUCAAAAGCUCUGUACCUAAUUUACCUUUUAUUGUAACUAAGGAAAAGUAUAACUAACCAUAUAGUCUUUAACUUCAUCAAGGACUCCAGAAGGAUAUAUUACCUGAGUAAAUAGAAAGUGCAAUACAAGCCAAUUCCAAAACUAUAUAAAUGAUAGAGAUAUCUGGCUGCCUGGACAGUCACCCAAAGUUCCUCUGCAAUGUUGGGGCAUCCAGUCUUUGGCCUACAGGCCUAGAAUAUCUGACACACUUUUCUAUGAAGCAGGAAUUUUGAAGGACUGUCCCAACUUAUCUUGGCAAAGUCCAAUAGUCUUUUUGUGUGUGUGUCCUGCUUGUCCAGUUUGUACAGACAAGACAAAAGCAAUUUCUUGCCCAAAUGACUCGUUUUGCCACACUGAAAGCAAACUCCAUAUGGGGUUUCUUUGAUACCCAUCAUCCUUUUAUGAGGUAGAUUGGUGCUGCCAGGAGCAGACAUGUCUCAUUGUCAUGAAAAGCCCUAUGUUAACAAAACAUUUUAAAUGCCAUAUUCUGUAGGUCUUUGAAGUGUUUGAGACCAUCUAUCUAUCUAAAAAUAUAUCUUUGUGUGACCUUAAAAACAUACCUAACAUGACUAUAAGUUUGAUUGUUAUAGAUUAUUAUCCUAAGUAGCUUUCAAGGACUAAAAUUUUACAUUUUUAAAUGAAGUGCAUAGGUACAAUGUCUUAAACAAGAAUAGAAACGUAUAUACAGUAUAACAAAAAAUAACCUUAAAUUUGUAUCAAUACACAAAAAUCCAUACCAUAUUUGAGACUAGUGGCUAUACAAAAGCAGACUCAACAAUCCAUCUUUUUAUCCCAUCAUUUUUAUACUAUAUCCCCCUUUUUCUCUUCAGAAAGAGAUCCCUGAAUCUAAUCUCUUUUGUUCAGUUUUUUUCUGACCAUGACCAAUAACAAUCUUGUAACCAACCCCCCUAAAUGAUGACAAACAUCUAUAACCCACUGAAUGACCAAAACCCACCCACCCCACUUCUUUGGAAUGUAGACAUGGUGUUCUCUAGACUGCUUCCUGGUGUCUGGGGAUGCUGACAUCUUUACGGGACCCUGAGAAAAUUGAGAUAGUGGUCAAAUCCUGGCUGGAAUAGUCUGUGAGGCUGGACCAUCUCCAUCAGCAGCCUUGAAGCUGCUCUGGAUGCAGAACUCUAAGGAAACCACAACAGAGGCACUCUGAGAGAGAGACUGGAUCACCUGGGCCACCUGUUUUUAUUGGUGUCUGGUCCCCUUGUUCCGAAAACACAUAAACUUUCAAAGGUAACAUGCAUAUCUGCAUUAACACAAGUAUGGAAUGUGCGGUGUGCACAAGUCAGGUGAAAAUGAUUUUUUGUUCUAUGUUUGAGCAGGUAAAAUAUAUGUCACUUGUCUUGUAGGGUUUGGUGUUUUUUUUAGGUUUAUUUCUUUAUGUCUGUAGCCAGGAUUUUCAAGGGAUCUUCUUCGAUCAAACCUGAUCCUGUUUACCUUUGAAGGAAUCCACAGGCUUUUGUUUUGUUUUCUGUGGAAACAAAAGCAUAAUCUCUUCUCCAAUACAACAUUUUUUUUGAAUUCCAUUUUGAAGUUAAGACAUUUUAAAAAUAUAUAGGUUGGUUUAACUUAGCAGUUUCUAUAAUCCAAUGUCUCUCUGCAGCUACCAUUUGUUCAUCAGCAAUCAAAAAAUUCAAAGACAACAUAUGUUAUAUACAAGAUCCAGACUCCCUGUGUAUUUCCCAUCUCUAUUUAGCUUAUCCUUUUUUUACUUUACUCUUUCUUUUAAAACUUUAUUUUAAACUAUUAUUUUUAUGACUGUCUAUACUCUUUUUCUUCUCUUUUCAUUUUAAGCCUAUGCACAUUGUUAAACACACUGUAACCUGUUUAGAAGGUUUUUCCAUCUGAACCUGUUUUACUGCAGAUCUGUGACCUGUUUUAUCUGUAUGAGAAAAACCUUAAACCUACCAUGUGGCUUAGCUCAUGGCACACUGUGGCUCAAGCAUGCAGACAGCUGCUGGGAUACAUGUCUCUGUACUGUGGCCAGCAUGAGAAACACAAGGAAGCCACAUUUGGCUGUUUUGUGUGUUUAAAACCUUUUUCAAGCCUUCUCAGGUUUUAUACGGAUAUAUGUGGCCAGACAUUGGGCAUCAUUUGUAGGAAGAUUUUUCUGUCCCACCAGCCAGAUCUCAAAUAACCAUACAGAAACUUAUUAAUUAUAAAAACUCAGCCAAUAGUUCCUUAACUAGCUCUUAUAACUUAAAUUAACCCAUAUUUUUAUUAAUCUACUUCUACCAUGAGGCUUUUACCUCUAUCCCAUUUUGUGUGUCUGGUUCGUUCUGUGUCUGUCUGGCUUCUCCACCAUUCUUCUUCCCAGCAUUCUCUCUGCCACCAAAAUCCUGCCUAGCAUUUUACUAAACCAAUCACAGUGAUAUAUCUUCACAUAGCGUAAAGGAAUAUUACACAACAUCCCAAGGACAUUCCUAGUACUCAAGGGCAUCCCCCAUAAUGCCUCCAGUAUAUAUCCAGUUCUCUGGGAGCUACCCACACAACGACCCAAGGACAGGCCCAGUAUCCAGGAAACUGCUUUAACACAGCUCCCCAGAGCAAGCCUUUUACCAAAAUGUGUCUCUCAUAAUGCUCAUGGAAGUGUCACUAUCCAGGGGGCCACAAACAGGCUGCUUCCUAAAGUAGGGUCAGUACUCAGGAGGCUUCUGUGCUUACCUCACAGCUGCUCUCAAGCUGGAAACAGUGAGGAUUGGUAACAAUGCUGUUGACCUCACAUGGCUCCUAGGACAGACCCAGUACCAAGAGGGUUAGCCACAUCUGCCUUCAAGGUGAUCCAGUACCUACGGGGUCUGACUCCUUGCUGAAUUCAGGGCAGGUACCUGAUGCUAGGAGUCACUAGAACACUGGACCCCAUGUGAGGCCCGGUAUCCAGAGGAAAGCUGCAAACUGCCCACCAGAAUACAGGCUUAAUACCCAAGAGACUGUCUGCAUGCUGACCUAAGGACAGGUCUAGUACCUCAGGGACUUCACAGAAGCUGACCUUAAUACAGGUUCAAUAUCCAGGCUUGGCCCAGUGAGAAUGCCACCUCUUUCACUGACAAAGAAGACCCAUCAGAAUUCAUGGGGCCCACUAUCCCUGCUUCACUGGAAUCUUCCUAUAUCCUCCAUCUCAACUUACAGGAUCCCAUUCUUUUGAAAUUCUCAUUUCAAAAGCUUCCUGCAAGGCUAGAACUUCUAUCCAGACAACUGGAGAAUAAGAUUCUGCAUUUGGUUUUCAGCAAUCUUAGCUUUGCAGCUACAGGAGACACCGUUCUCCUCUAGGUCUCCACAGAAGCUUUCUGGUCCUUUAUGCAGCACAUGAUCUGGGAAUUCAGAUCCCUGAAUUUGUCCUUUUACUACAUCACACUGUCCAGCAAUGUAAGGAUCAAGCGGCCAACCUUGCUUGAUCUACUGCCAGCUCCCUCCUAGACCACUGAUGCUCUGGUUACUACUGGAAAUACAACAGCCCUCUCCUGUCUUUGGGGCCUAUGUUCUGACAUACAACCCGAAACUGAUGUCCAAAACUGAAGCUGACACUAACAGUGAAUCCCAUAUAUACUAGAGACCUCAUGUUCCAGACCCUUGCAGCCAAAACUGAGGAUCCCAAGGUCACUCAGGGAAGGACCAUGGAGGCUGUCAUAACAGCCACCACUUACUGAAUACCACCCACUGUGCACAGUACUAAAUACAAAACUACCCAAACAACAAACCUCAAAGCACCCAGAAACCUAUUGGGACCUCAGACUACAUAGCUAGUCCAUGUCCCACAGACCCUGACUGUUCUGUUUGCAAUUCAGUAGGACCCUGCAGGACUCACCUGGAGCAGAGCUCCCCCCUGGGCCCCUAGGAUCUGAUUAUAUAUAUGUAUAUGUAUAUGUAUAUGUAUAUGUAUAUGUAUAUGUAUAUAUAUACAUACAUACAUACACAUAUAUAUAUAUCAGGCAGCCUAGGAGCCCCAUGGGUCUCCUCAGGAGCAAAUGAAACCCAGGCAUCCUUUCACACUAUCUUUCUAGCCUAGUUCUGAGUGAACACACCUCCCCACACUGAGGCCAGUUAGAGCUUGCUCUACUCCUGCUCUGGGCCUUUAUGCUAAGGAAGCUCCCAGUGUUUCACCAUUUCCAGGAGGUAACUGAGGCACACUGGUUGUUCCUAGUUUUGUGACAGCAGGUGUUAGAAGCAAAGCCUGGAUUCAGAUUUAGAUAGCUGGUGACAGGCACCUACUCCAAACCAUGGCCAGGGCAGGAAGUAGAGGUACGGCCAGAAUCAGACCUCUGUCCACACAAUUUCCUCUCGUUUGAUGGCUCUGAGCCUACAGUGGUGUCGUGAUCCAUAACUCAGUUCACAUGGUGCUGGGCUCCUCUCAGAGGUGCAGAAGCCACAUGCCAAUGCUCCUCCUCAGGAACUUUGGAAAGUAUGAAUCGUUUCCCUGCAGGUGAAAUCAUCCACACCAAAGGCAGCAGGGUUUCUUGUCUCUUGAGGAGGGCUACUUGGAAUGAUAGGAUGCAGGGGGCAAGGGAGGGUGUAAAUUUAGGGAAGGAGAGUCAAGUGAUUCUGCUUCUGAAAAUCCCCUGGUUUCUUUACAUCAGCAUCUCCUGUGUGUGGUGAGUGGCAGAGAACUGCCUCUCCCCCCGGCAGGAGGCAGGCUGCUUUGCUCAUGGGUCUCACUUCUCUUCUUCCUCCCCCUGCAAAUGAUCACAGCUUGGAAACUUGUUUAAAGGAAGUGGUUGUUCUUGUGGCCCCCAGUCCUGGAGAUGAAGCACUUCUGGUUAAAAUGAUUCAACGAGAAACCACGCCCCCACGAAGGCUAUCUCACCCUGCCCUGGUCCUGGAGCUCUACUUGCCGAGUACUUCUACCCUGUUAGACUUGGCCCACCACAUGCUGCCCUUAGCCCAGGCAGCCAUGUGGCCGACCAUUCUGCUUGCCCUCUGCUGCCUGACUUCCGACACCCAUGGGGCACACUCCCCAGAUUUUUGUUCCAAAGAUUUAAACUCCAGUGUGAAACCAGGAUUUCCCAAACCAAUAAAGACCAAUAACCCAGGAGUGCUUAAGGCGGCCAGGCACAGUGUGGACAAGUUCAACAACUGCACGAAUGACAUCUUCCUGUUCAAGGAGUCCCGGGUCAACAAAGCCCUGGUCCAGGUGGUGAAGGGUCUGAAAUACAUGCUGGAGCUGGAAAUCGGCAGAACUACAUGCAGGAAGACCAUGCACCCCCAUCUGGACAACUGUGACUUCCAAACCAACCCUGCCUUGAAACGGACUCUGAACUGCUACUCUGAAGUCUGGGUCAUACCCUGGCUCCACAGCUUUGAAGUACCUGUUCUCCGCUGCCACUGACUUCUGCCUCUUCAGCAAUACCAGGGCUGUGCCCUCCUACUCCCUACUUUUCCACCCCAGCCUGGACAUCUUGAUCCUCGGGGCCUUCUUACCAGUGAGCAGGUGGAAAUGCCAGUGGGUCAUCAGGUGAUGAGAAUGGGAGAAUAUAGUGCCCUCCUGGCCAGAUUAACUGUAUUCACAUUGUCUUCUAAAAUUAAUUCUUCUGGUGCUGCACACCCAGAUUCAGGAAGUGGGCAUAGACAGAAUCCUUUGAUGGCAUUACUGGGGCAUGGGUAGAGCAAAGCAGGUAGAGUCAACAAGGUAGUAGUAGUGUGGAAGGCUUCCUGAUAACUGACUGAACAGACUUUGUAUCCAUCUCUUGUCUACUAUUAACAUCAGACCACUGUUGAUGAGAGUGGUUUAUCAUAAAUAAAAAACUGAUCAUCUCAAAGCAAUACUGUGUAUGUUACCCUUCAUAAGAACCCAGGAAUGUGGGCAGCCUGGUGAAUUUAGCCUCAGGAGGCUUCAUGAGGUGAUAAGCUAUAAGCACAAGUGCGCUGAAGACCUAAGCAACUGGCCCAGACCUUCUCAUCAACAGGGUAACAGCACCCAGAGAAUUAGAGAGGAAGCAUUUCUGAAGGAACAGGGCCUCCACCCAAGUUCUCUGCUGCCUUGAAGGCUAAUAGUUUGGGAGUGCUCAACACAGAGUAGGGUAAAGGAUGGGACCCCUCAAAGCCAUCCACUGGAGACAGAGCACAUAUGGAGCCUGGAUGAAGGGGCUGGGGUGGGGAUAGACAGGCUGUGUGGGGCCCUGGAAGAAGGAAGAGGCAACCAAGAGUUGCAGGGCACUGGAAACUUGGGAAAGACAGCAAUGGAGCUUGAGCAGGAAGAUGCACAGGGACAGAGCAGAGGGUAAACCCAGAAUGGGCAGGCAGCCGGGUCUCAGAGCCCUCAUUCUGAGGGAACCCAGAUUGAGUACUAAGGAGUACAAGGGUGGACUUCUCUCUGGGCUCUCCUCAAACUAUGAAUACAAAGCAGAAAGAUGCGGGCACCUGGAAGCAAUACAGACUUGAUAACAACUAAAUGUGCAUGGCAAUGUAACUGCUGUAACCCUCCCAACAGGACAGCACAGUGAUCUGCCUUGGCGUCCUUCAAAUUCCACCUUAUUUUUGUCCUGACUACCUCCAGGCUAUUUUAACUCAGAACAGUGAUAGCAGCGAUGCCACAAGACACGGACUUCACUUGGCAAUUUGUGGAGCCACUGAAGCCAAUUCUUGAGAAAGAUCCAUGACCCCACAUAUAACCAAACAGAGUCACAGGGUGCACAGCCAGCAUCCUCGGGAUGCAGCUGUGUGAUGUCCAUGAUAAAGCAGUAGGUGAAGGGUUCCCUAUCCUGGUUUUCCUAAGUAUCAAUGACAGCACAUCAAGGUCUGGUCUACCUGCUUCCCCUUAGCCAUCCAGAAUCCUGACAGAGCUCAACUCUGAUGUUCUAGAGCUUUCUCCAGCCAUGCCCUUGCCACACAUUCCUCACCAGAUACAUUGUGCCAGCUCCAUGACCAAAUACUUCAACUAUCUGCUUCUGCUGAGUUAGCAACCCAUGCAGGUGGCAAAGUGAGCUGACCUACAAUUACUGCUCCAAAACACAUCACUCUCACCCCUGCCCAUGGGAACUCCUCACACCACUGUUGGCCAGGCCACCAUACACACUCUAAGGCAUCUUGAGGGACUCUGCUAUACCACCAAGGUCCUGGCCCAAGCCCAUGACCUGAAAACUGCAGCAGCCACUGCCUCCAAAGCCUUGGGAAGGCCACUUACCUCCUGUCCAGCCUUACAGAACAUUCCUCAUUUACUAGAACAAGGACUCCAGCUCAGUCAUGUUCUGGCGGUGACACUGAGCAAUCACUAACCCUUGAGCCUCAGUUCUCAUCCAUACAAGGCCAUCCAUUCCUGCAUCGCUAAUUCAACAUAUGCCUGCACAUAUAGCUUUAGCUACUCAGGAGCUGAGAGAGAAGAGUGGCUUGAGCCCAUGAAUCCAAGACCAGCCUGCACAAUGUAGCAAGACCAUAUCUCAAAAAAACUGGUAAGACAAUAUAUGUGAAAAACUUCCAAAAUUAUACAUAACCACUCCGUAAGGAUAUGUUGACCAUAAAAAUCUCAAAAGGCAUUUCAUUGCAAUGUCAG
Messenger RNA from Peromyscus californicus insignis, 7782 nucleotides. It is a transcript of the gene Cst7, whose product is annotated as cystatin F. The record is from RefSeq and is a predicted model, not a curated record. Gene Ontology annotation, cellular component: Golgi apparatus; lysosome; endoplasmic reticulum. The transcript is spliced from 4 exons. Gene Ontology annotation, molecular function: cysteine-type endopeptidase inhibitor activity. Bases 4942 to 5622 code for a protein of 226 amino acids. Lineage: Eukaryota; Metazoa; Chordata; Mammalia; Rodentia; Cricetidae. Gene Ontology annotation, biological process: immune response; negative regulation of microglial cell activation; positive regulation of myelination.